Molecule: messenger RNA, 476 nt
Organism: Pseudonaja textilis
Lineage: Eukaryota; Metazoa; Chordata; Lepidosauria; Squamata; Elapidae
Source: RefSeq, a predicted model, not a curated record
GACUCAUCUCUACUGGAGAAGCCACAAAGCUGUGAAGACAGCCGGGUGCAGACAAUACUACUUGUUUGUAAGCUGAACUGCACAACAGUAUUUCUGGGGAAUCUGGAUUUGGACACUGGUUGCAUAAAGAGGACAAACUGGAUAUAGCCCUGAAUAAAAUGUCAAAAUUCACUGUAGGAAAACCAUCGCAUAUCAAAAAUGAUUCUAAGAAUGCUUCCCUUGCAAUGAAGAGCAGACAGAAAGCUAUUAAUGAGGUCAACAAGCGAAGAACCCUUUUGCAAGAUAAUAGCUGGAUAAAGAAAAGGCCUGAGGAGGAAAGCACCAAUGAAAACUAUGGCAGAGUUGUUCUUAAUCAGUAUAAAUCACAAGAUAGCUUGCACAGGAACCUAGAAGGGGAGAAGAAUGAGAAAGCUAUGCUUAAUCGAUAUAGAUCUGAUACUACUUUAGACAGGAUUCCAGGCAGUUACCCCAAUUAA